UCGGUUUUCUUUCUUGCUUUACUUUUUUGGCAGAGCAGUAUCUAUCUAUCUAGAACGUUUUAUUUUUUUUCUUCUCUUCUUCUGUCGAGCGGAUCGGGAGAGCGAAGCGAAAUUGUACAGACCAAGAUCCCAUAGAAGAUGAAGAUUUUCGUGAAGACCUUGAAGGGAACUCACUUCGAGAUCCAAGUGAACCCUGAAGACACCGUGGCUGAUGUGAAGAAGAACAUAGAAACAGUUCAGGGCCCAGAUGUUUACCCUGCUGGACAACAAAUGCUUAUCCAUCAGGGGAAAGUUCUUAAAGAUGCCACAACUUUGGAUGAAAACAAAGUGUCUGAAAAUAGCUUUCUUGUCAUUAUGUUGACCAAGAAUAAGGGCUCAUCUGGUGGAACUUCAACUGCAUCAGCGGCUCCUACAAGUCAGACCCCACAAACAAGUGCCGCAGCUCCUACAACAACCCCUCAACCUCCUGUAGCAACCUCAGCUCCGCUGCCAUCAGCUCCUGCACCUGCACCUGCACCCACCCCUGUUGCUGCAGCCCUUUCUGCCACUACUGUCUCCAGCACAGAGACAGAUGCCUAUGGCCAAGCUGCAUCAAAUCUUGUUGCAGGAAAUAACUUUGAGGAAGCCAUUAAGCAAAUACUAGACAUGGGUGGCGGGAGUUGGGACAGAGAUACUGUUGUUCGUGCUUUACGUGCUGCUUAUAACAACCCAGAGAGGGCUGUUGAAUAUUUGUAUUCUGGCAUCCCAGAGCAGGCAGAUGUUCCCCUCGCGGUUCGCCCUGCUGCAAGUGGUCAAGAUGUGAACUCAGCCCAGGCUCCGGCUCCGCAACCAGCACAACCAACUGUUCCCUCCACUGGACCCAAUGCAAAUCCUUUGGAUCUUUUUCCACAGGGCCUUCCAAGUAUGGGUUCUGCUGCUGGUGCAGGGACAUUGGAUUUUCUUCGCAACAGUCCACAGUUCCAAGCUUUGCGAGGUAUGGUGCAGGCAAAUCCCCAGAUCUUGCAGCCUAUGCUUCAAGAACUAGGGAAGCAAAAUCCACACCUAAUGAGACUUAUUCAAGAGCAUCAGGCUGACUUCCUACGCUUGAUCAAUGAACCUGUUGAAGGUGGAGAGGGGAACCUAUUUGGACAGAUGGCCCCAGCAACAGUCCAAGUCACUCCUGAGGAGCGUGAAGCCAUUGAACGUCUUGAGGCAAUGGGCUUUGAUCGUGCACUUGUGCUGGAGGUUUUCUUUGCCUGCAACAAGAAUGAGGAGCUGGCGGCCAACUAUCUGUUGGAUCAUAUUCAUGAGUUUGAGGACUGAGGCUAGACUAGAUGAAUGUCUUUUCAUUAUUUUCCCUUAACCUUUUUAUUUUCCUUUUUUUUUUCUUCCUACUCGUAGUACAAAUCUGUAAUGUGGAGGAUUUGGUAGGUUUUCUUCUUUUCUUUUCUUUUCUUUUUUUUUUUUCAUUUGAGGAGUUAUUACACUAUUCAUAUAAAUGUUGGGAAUGACUAACCGUGUAUAAUGUUUCAAAAAAAAAAAUCGUUUUGUGAUGUCGCAUUUGAUUAUUUUA
Molecule: messenger RNA, 1552 nt
Organism: Nelumbo nucifera (sacred lotus)
Lineage: Eukaryota; Viridiplantae; Streptophyta; Magnoliopsida; Proteales; Nelumbonaceae
Product: ubiquitin receptor RAD23c-like
Biological process (GO): nucleotide-excision repair; proteasome-mediated ubiquitin-dependent protein catabolic process
Cellular component (GO): nucleoplasm; cytosol
Molecular function (GO): polyubiquitin modification-dependent protein binding; proteasome binding; damaged DNA binding
Source: RefSeq, a predicted model, not a curated record